AUGCCAAAACCAACAAAUGUCUCAUUUCCACGAGGCAAGUCAGCCCAGGCCAAGGCAGAUGACCAAGUCAUGGCGACCAACAGUAGCAGCAUCGUUUCAAAGCGCAGUGUCGAGCGUCUCUAUCACCCCAAUGAGCCUCACUUUUUCCGGUACUUCGUACCCAAGCCCCAGCGUCGUGCACCGCUCAUCAACCGAGGGUAUUGGCUGCGCUUGAGGGUGAUAGAUGUACUGGUGAGGGAUUUCCUUCAUGACGCGAAGAAGAGGGGGAGGAGAGCGGUUGUGGUUAAUUUGGGGUGUGGAAGUGAUGUCUUGCCGUGGCAGUGUCUGACACGGUACCCGGAGGAGUCGAAGCGUGUUUUGUUCGUGGAUGUGGAUUUUCCAGAUCUGAUUGAGCACAAGCGGCAGACGGUGCUCAAUACCCCUGAGCUGGUGGGCGCCUUUACAGGGUUGAAGGGGCCGGGAGAGACAGUGAAGCCCGUGGUGCUCCAGACGGAUCAGUAUGUCCAAAUUGGAUGUGACUUGCGUGAUCUGGUGACAUUUCGCAAAGGGUUGGACGCUGUUCUGAGGGCUGAGCUCGCAGAGUGCGAGUUCAUUUUCGUCGCGGAGGUCUCGAUCACAUAUAUGGAGACUGAGGGGGCAGAUAGGGUGAUUCAGUGGGCGUCUACACUUGGGAAUGCUGAGUUCAUCCUCCUAGAACAGAUCCUCCCUGACGGGGAGGACCAUCCCUUUGCGUCGACCAUGCUCAACCACUUCCAAAAACUCAACACGCCCCUCAAAUCUGUCAAGACAUACGCCACCAUCACCGACCAGCACACUCGAUUCCUUAACCAUGGCUGGCCGUCCGUCCGAGUCUGGACGCUCUGGCAGGCCUGGGCUGAUGAGACAUUCCUCCCAGCUGAUGAGCGCCGUCGUCUGGAUGAGAUCGAACCGUUUGAUGAGUGGGAGGAGUUUGCACUUUUCGGCAGUCACUACUGCGUUGUGCAUGCCAGGACGGAAAUAGAGGGGACGACAACGUACAAUCCUCCCCCGGCAGUGCCGAAAACUGAUGGGAUUCCGAUCAAGGAGGUGCCCCUCCAAUUCGACCCAUGCCCCGGACAAAAGGGACAGCGUCGCUUCGCCGCAGCGAUGCAGUUGUCAAGCGAUAGACCUAAAGAGCAGCCUGUGCUGCUAAAUGUUUUGGGAUUGGGAAUAAAGACGAGGUUGCAGUCAUGCGAUCUGUUCAGUUACGGAGUUGAGCCUGGAAGCGAGGCAACAUUUGCUUUCCGUGGAGGGAUUGGUCCAGCAGCGAGGAUGUGCCAUUCUUUGACAGACCUGGGGAGCGUGGGUGUGCUGCUUGCAGGCGGCAGGGGGUCGCCGUCAACCCCGGUGAAGGACUGCUGGCUUUUCGAUAGGAGUUUGAGGGCAUGGAGGAGGACGGAUGACUUGCCUGUGCCGUUGUACAGGCAUUCUGUUGUGGCGUUGGGAGAGUCAGGGAUGGCGCUGCUUGUUGGGGGGAGAGGGGAGAAGGACCUUUUUGAGGGGGCGCUGCUAUAUCAUCCUGAGGCUGGGUGGGUAGACUGCCAAGUGGCUGGAGAAAGGCCCGAAGCAACUUAUGGUGCAGUUCUCGCCUGCGUGGGUGCUAGCAGAGCUGGAUACUUUGCAGGCAUCUAUACUGGAGGAAUAAAAGAUGGCCUGAUUGCUGACCAGCUUUUGCGAUGGGAACUGGAUAUCUCUGAUGUCAAGAAACCAUCAAUACGAUUUACUUCCAUGCAAGUCAAGGGAGUAGACAAUGAGCAAAUCGCUCGCUGGCUCUUCGGGCGAUUUGGCGCCACAUGUCUUCAGCACAGUGAAGGAUUCUUUCUCCUGGGCGGCGUAACCAGAGAUCAUCUUCUCAGCCGGGCAGACGAAGUACUGUCUUUUGCCGUAUCGACCGACGAACUCAUCAUCACAAAGAGAGUAUUGGGUCAAUGUGCCCAGUCAGGGGUGCCAGUGCCACGGCCAUUGCUUGCUGGACAUUCCGCGAUCUCCCUACCAGAUGGCAGCAUCACGAUUGUUGGCGGCGGCGCUACGUGCUUCUCAAUGGGGACCUUCUGGAACGGUGGUAUAUACACUCUUCGCUUCGCCGAGUCCGAUCGCAACGAGACAGCCGCGUCUCAACUAGCAUCCCGUUGGACGUUCGAGAGGGCAGUUGACAUUGUUCCAGGAGAGCAAGUCACUCCCACAAGAACAAUUCCCCAGGUCAACGGCGAAAAGGCUCGUAUCACGCCGAUUCCCAAUAUAAAGUUGCAAAGCCCAGACGAGUUCCUCAAGAUUCUACGGGAAGGCCGACCCGUAGUAUUCAAGGGUCUGGACCUGGGAAGCUGUGUCUCAAGUUGGACAUUGGAUUAUCUUGAGAGCAAGAUUGGGACAGAUCGCAAGGUCGUCAUCCAUGAGGCCGCGACCCAAGCCAUGGACUUCAAUUCUAAGAACUUCCGUUAUGUGACAACGGACUUCGGCGACUUUGCCAGGCGGGCACAAAGGGGCGACAAGCUGUACCUGAGAGCUCUGUCUCAGGACAAGCCGUCAGAGAAGCCGACAGUGCUGGCAGAUGACUACCCAGAGAUAGCGGCAGACUUUGUGUUGCCGCCACAGCUAUCUUCGGUGAAAGAGAGGCUCUUUAGUUCCGUUCUACGGCUUUCGGGGCCGGUGAACAUGUGGCUUCAUUACGACGUUAUGGCCAAUGUCUACUGCCAAAUUGGCGGUUCGAAGCGCAUGGUUCUCUUCCCGCCAGCGGAUGUUGAGUACUUCUCUUUUGCCCCUGGAGCAUCUAGUUCUAGCGUAGAUGUGUUUUCGACACUUGGUACCCCUGAGUUGGCUGCGACACACCCUCACGUGGCCGAGCUUGGGCCGGGGGAUGUGUUAUUUCUGCCUGCUCUUUGGCUGCACACGGCGAUGCCCACCUCAAGCGUUAGCAUCGCUGUGAACGUCUUCUUCAGGGACCUUGAUAACACCUCGUAUGCGCCUGGUAGGGACGUGUAUGGCAACAGGGACCUCGGAGCGUACGAAAAAGGGCGACAAGACAUCGCCCGGAUCGCCAACAGUUUCAGCAAGCUGCCGGCCGAAGUGCGAGAGUUCUAUCUCCUGCGGCUGGCGGACGAACUGCGGAGCAAGGCACGAUCUUGA
Messenger RNA from Thermochaetoides thermophila DSM 1495, 3141 nucleotides. Its product is annotated as methyltransferase-like protein. The transcript has 7 exons. Bases 1 to 3141 code for a protein of 1046 amino acids. Lineage: Eukaryota; Fungi; Ascomycota; Sordariomycetes; Sordariales; Chaetomiaceae. The record is from RefSeq and is a predicted model, not a curated record. Gene Ontology annotation, biological process: tRNA methylation; wybutosine biosynthetic process. Gene Ontology annotation, molecular function: protein binding; tRNA methyltransferase activity.